Laccaria bicolor S238N-H82 is the source of this 591-nucleotide messenger RNA. RefSeq lists its product as uncharacterized. The record is from RefSeq and is a predicted model, not a curated record. NCBI's taxonomy places the organism in Eukaryota, Fungi, Basidiomycota, Agaricomycetes, Agaricales, Hydnangiaceae. Bases 1 to 591 code for a protein of 196 amino acids. The transcript has a single exon.
AUGAGUGAGGGGCAUGCGAGACUUUUUGCAGUACCCAUCCCAGGGAAUGGAUCGUCCAGCACUCUGGGAUCGAAUGCAGCUGGACGAAGUGACGAAGGACAAGCCGAGCCUUCUGGAGAGAAUGCAACUGUGAGAAACAGCGAGUGUUCAGACGAGCGAGGAGACAGAACCAACCCUGCUCCGUCGAAUGAGGACGUCGAUGGUAACCAAUCUAAUCCCCGAGGAACUCAACCUCCAGGAGGGAAUGCCGAAGACCCAGAUGUCGACGACCUCGAUGAACCAAACUCGGGGGGUAGACCACAACUUGAAGAAGAAUCGAUCAAGUACAUGGACGAUGUCGUCAACAAGUUCAGAAAAGGCGAAAUUACCAAACUCAAGGCUCUAUCCAACAUUAUCUCAAUCCUCGACUUCGAUCCAUCGAGGACCAACCGAGCCAAGGAUGCUGCCGUUGAAUUCUACGCCAAAACACUCGACGAAUACGCCGCCCUCGCUUCUUCAGCGGUUAAGCGAGGCAAACACGCUCAAGUCAGAUUACAACCGAAUGGACUUGGAUCAGAACAACAUGAAUUACGGGACGUUGACCGAGACUGA